AUGGAUCGCCCCCGACCUCCCCGUCCGCUCGACGAGACUAUCGCGAAAGCAAACGGGUCAUCUGUUGCCUUAGAUGCCACUAGGGAAAAUCUUGAGGCAGGAAAAACGGGACCUACUCCGUCGCUUAAGGAAAUCAUCGAAAUCAGAACUCGCGAGAAUGGUCGGUUGCGUGAAGAAUUAGCAUAUCUCCACCAAAUUCAAAUAUUAGGUGAAAAUCUUCGUGAGGAGGUUCAAUACCUUAGCGAAAGGUUGCAACUUGCCAUCAGCAGCUUUCGUAAGGGCCUAAAUGAUAUCAACAGGGCGAGGUAUAAUGUCUGA
Daldinia loculata is the source of this 318-nucleotide messenger RNA. RefSeq lists its product as uncharacterized. The record is from RefSeq and is a predicted model, not a curated record. NCBI's taxonomy places the organism in Eukaryota, Fungi, Ascomycota, Sordariomycetes, Xylariales, Hypoxylaceae. Bases 1 to 318 code for a protein of 105 amino acids. The transcript has a single exon.